Molecule: messenger RNA, 2315 nt
Organism: Aspergillus alliaceus
Lineage: Eukaryota; Fungi; Ascomycota; Eurotiomycetes; Eurotiales; Aspergillaceae
Product: glutamine--tRNA ligase
Exons: 5
Coding region: 265-2148 (627 amino acids)
Biological process (GO): translation; glutaminyl-tRNA aminoacylation
Cellular component (GO): cytosol; cytoplasm
Molecular function (GO): glutamine-tRNA ligase activity; ATP binding
Source: RefSeq, a predicted model, not a curated record
CAUUCUAGCAUCAUAAAUCAGUGAUAACACUGAAUGGUAAUAAUAUUAUCAUCAUCAAAUAUUAUUGUUGUCUAAAUAUUAUCGUAAGUUAAAAGUUAACUAAUGAACGUAAUAGGGCUAAGGUUAGUAAGCAGGGCGGAAGAAUAGAUACUCCGGAUGGGUGGGAUGUGAGUCAAAACACCCAAAACUUCUUCCCCGCGAUAACCGACUUGAUCUUCGCCCUCACCUGUUCUCUCCACCAUACUACCUGCGAAUCAACUCAUCAUGGCGGACGCAGUCACUGAGGGAGUUGCCAAGCUUCAGCUCGACCCGGAGACCGGGGAGAUGGUCUCCAAGGGCGAGCUGAAGAAACGAAUGCAAAAGCGAGCCAAGAAAGCUUCCAAGGCGGCGGCGCCUAAGGCUGAGAAGAAGCCCACUGCCGCCACUCCUAAAUCCGCCGAACCCACCAUCGAUCCAGAUGCCAUGUUCAAACAGGGCUUCCUCGCCGACGUUUACAACCUGCGACCUUCGAAACCAGUGAGAACGAGGUUUCCACCCGAGCCCAACGGCUAUCUUCAUCUCGGCCACGCCAAGGCCAUCGCUAUCAAUUUCGGCUUUGCGCGGUAUCACGGAGGCGAGACUAUUCUUCGUUUCGAUGACACAAAUCCCGACGCAGAGGAGGAGAAGUAUUUCCAGGCCAUUGAGGAUAUAGUGCGCUGGCUGGGAUUCACUCCAAACCAGAUUACCUAUUCGAGCGACAACUUCCAGCGUUUGUACGACCUUGCCGAGAAGAUGAUCCAGAUGGGGAAGGCCUAUGUCUGCCAUUGCACUGAGGCCGAUCUCAAGUUGCAACGCGGAGGUGAAGAUGGUAAAUCACCACGGUUUAAUUGUGUCCAUGCCUCCCAGGACGUGGAGACCAACUUGACCAAGUUCCGCGAUAUGCGCGAUGGGAAAUACGAGCCGCAGACGGCCUUCUUGCGUAUGUCGCAAAGUCUCCUUACUAGUGGUAACCCGCAGAUGUGGGACAUUGCCGCCUAUCGCAUUCCCAAGAACCGCACCCCCCACAUCCGCACUGGGUCGAAGUGGCACAUUUAUCCGUCCUAUGACUUCGCUCACUGUCUCUGCGAUAGCUUCGAAGGCAUCACCCACAGUCUUUGCACGACCGAAUUCGUCACUGCCCGAGAGAGCUAUGAAUGGCUGAACAAGACCCUUGGGGUUUAUGAGCCAAUGCAGCGCGAAUAUGGCCGUUUGAAUAUCACUGGCACUGUCAUGAGUAAAAGAGCUUUGAAAGAGCUAGUUGACAAGAAGUAUGUACGCGACUGGGAUGAUCCUCGACUUUACACUUUGAUUGCGAUUCGCCGGCGUGGCGUGCCGCCGGGAGCUAUUCUUUCCUUUAUAAACGAGUUGGGCGUAACUACCUCAAAGACCGUGAUUCAGACCGCGCGGUUUGAACAGUCUGUUCGCCGUUACCUUGAAACGUCAGUCCCUCGUCUCUGUUUAGUUCUCGACCCCAUUCGUGUCGUGAUUCAGGACAUCGGCGACCUAGAGGGACAAGAGCUCGUGUUGCCGUUUUCGCCCAAGAAGCCUGAAUUUGGCUCCUAUAAGCUCAAUAUGACGUCCACCGUCUAUAUCGACCGGUCUGACUUCCGCGAGGUUUCUUCCCCGGAUUUCUUCCGUCUGUCACCCGGCCAAACCGUCGGUUUGCUCCAGGUGCCCCACCCGAUCAAGGCUGUUUCCUUCUCCAAGGAUCCGACGACCGAUCAAGUCACAGAGAUUCAAGCCGUCUUAGUACGAGACGGCCCCAAGCCGAAGGCAUUCAUCCACUGGGUUCCUGAAGGCUCACGCAAGGUCACGGUUCGGGUUCACAAUGCACUUUUCAAAUCAGAAAACCCCUCCGCUGCGGAAGGCGGAUUCCUCGCCGACCUUAACCCCAACAGUGAGACAAUUUACCCAAAUGCCAUGGUCAACGCCGGAUUUGAUGAGGUUCGCCGUCGUGCUCCUUGGCCUCAGGCUGAGGGCGAGAAGACUCAUUCUGGACCUGAAAGCGUCCGGUUCCAGGCUAUGCGGGUGGCAUACUUUGCGAUGGACUCGGAUAGCACUGAAGACUCAAUUGUGCUCAAUCGCAUCGUGGCUCUCAAGGAAGAUGCUAAGAAGGAAACUGAGAGCUAAUCAGAAAAGUUUAGAACUUGUUUACUAAAUAGGAGACUUGGCACUGUGGAAACAGUGUAGACUUGGGAUGAUAAAUCAAGGCAAGAGGUCUUGAUAUCCACCACUUUGUGCUUCAGUCAACGCAUUCCUCCCCAACACAUAUCCGUGCAGAUAGAUGUUGAAAUCAU